CACCAGCGCCACCACCGCCGUCAACCAACUUCAAACCAUCACCGAAAAUGUCUACGUCAUGAUUUUGGUCCGAGAGAGUUAGAUGAGAGAAAGGAUGUGUUGAUAGUGAUGGACGCCACAAAAGAAUUUUCAGUUGAAACACUUAAAUGGGUACUUGAGAACAUUGAACUAGAUAGCAGCUGCACUAUUACUCUUUUAGGGAUCAAGCCAUGGUUAACCUUUGUGUUUUCAUGCAAAACUGAGACGGACAUAUGGAAGAUGAGCAUGGAAGACUUGUUGAACAUGAGAGAUACCGAUGAAUGGAGGAAUGAUAUACGGUACCAAAAGGCUCAAGAGCUAGUUAAUCUUUGCUUGAAAUACAAGGUCACACCUCACAUAGAGAGUGGGCAAGGGUUUCCUAAACAUUUACUUGUUCUAGAAAGAAUUGCAAGCGCCUAUGCGACAUGGGUCGUUUUUGACAGGCAUCACAACAAGAAAGACAUAGAAUGUAUUGCCAAAAAAGUCCCUUGCAACGUUCUUGCGAUGAACAAUAAUGGGGAGGCCGAAUUGAUCGACGGCUAUUCAACUUUUGAAAGCAAUGAUGAAAGCCCAAUGAUAUUCACAACUUCCACCAUACCCACACCGCAGUUGAUGCUUUCUGACGAAUACAAGCGGAAGCUCAGGGUCACUAGUACCUAAGCAAUGUGUUACAUACUUGUAUUAUGAUCUUAUACAAAUCUACAAUAAGGGUCAUUUAGGUCCAUUCGGUUCACAAAUUUCACAAUAGCAAGGAAAUAGACAAGGAAGGAGAAACUAUCAGACAUCAGCUAAAAUUUCUUGAGUUGUUGUAAGAUAUUGUGGGUAUUGUUAUGGGUGUGUGUAUAUAUAUGUAUCCUAAAUGUUGAAGUGUGUACUUUAUUGUAAUAAAUAAAGUGGUUAUUUGCAACAACCUAUUUACACCAAUGAAAAGCAUCACUCUUAUUCAAA
This is a messenger RNA of Helianthus annuus (common sunflower), 966 nucleotides long. RefSeq lists its product as uncharacterized. The coding region runs from base 109 to 678 and encodes 189 amino acids. The record is from RefSeq and is a predicted model, not a curated record. The transcript is spliced from 4 exons. Lineage: Eukaryota; Viridiplantae; Streptophyta; Magnoliopsida; Asterales; Asteraceae.